Molecule: messenger RNA, 3898 nt
Organism: Chara braunii
Lineage: Eukaryota; Viridiplantae; Streptophyta; Charophyceae; Charales; Characeae
Source: the annotation of a GenBank genome assembly
CGAGGGUUGAUUCGACGAAUGAGGAAAAGUGUUUUAGCAAGGCCAUGUCGUAUCAAUGAAGGRAACGAAAAAKAGUUGAUCAUARGGGAGUCUGAUUUCCUACUGCCCCAGGAGCGAACGUUGAUGGUGGAAUUAAUGAAGAGGAAGCAUCGCGCUUACGCGUUUAGUGACGAAGAGCGUGGCAGACUCGAUGUAGACAAGAUACCUAUGAUCCGCAUACACACCGUGCCACACGAGCCUUGGAACAUGAGAGGGGCGCGAUAUCCCAAUCCUGACGAGGAAAGGAAGGUGGUGGAUUAUCUCGACGGCAAGAUACUUACUCACGUCGCCGACUAUUCAAGUGGACCGUAUGCAUCCCCGUGGUUCUGCUUUAUUAAGCCUAACGGGAUGCUGCGGUGGGUGCAGGAUUUGCAAAGAUUGAAUGCAGUGACCGUGCGAGAUGCUGGAGGGCUGCCAAAUGCAGACACGCUGUCGGAAUCCUGUGCUGGAAGGCCUAUAAUUUCGCUUAUAGACCUUUACUCAGGAUACGAUCAGUUCCAAGUCUACCCGCCGGAUAGGCCGGUGACGGCUAUGCAUACGCCGCGAGGAUUAAUCCACAUGAACGUGACCUCUCAAGGGUGGACCAAUGCGGUAGCAAUGGUCCAACGGGCCAUGAUUCGGGCUAUGCAGUCAGUCAGCCCCCAUAUCACACAGCCAUACAUUGAUGAUUUGGCAGUGAAGGGGCCAGCGGUGAAAGAGAGCGACGAAGUCUCACCGGGGGUAAGGCGCUUUGUCUGUAAACACAUUCAGGACCUCGAGAAGGUCCUGAGCCUGCUCGAAGAGCAUAACCUCACGGCGAGCGGGGCCAAAUCCAGACACUGCAUGAGGGAAGCGACUAUCUUGGGAUUCGUCUGCAGUGAGAAAGGCCGAAGGCCGGAUGUGAAGAAGACGGACAAGAUUAUUGAGUGGCCAGUUCCGUUCCACUCAAUAACUGAUGUCAGGAGCUUCCUUGGAGGGCACCGAGGGAUACAAGCUACGUAUGCCAAGGUAUGUGAGCUCUACUACUGGGAUGGAAUGAUGGAUAUGGUCGGAAAGUUCUGCCGAUCGUGCGUACCUUGCCAGGAGAGGUCCCGUUUAAGACAAGAAGAGCCGCUGCAUCCAAGGCUAGAGCGAGAAGUGGGGGCCAUAGUGCAUUUCGAUCUGCUUCUUAUGUCGUUUGGGGAUCAGGGCUAUAACUACAUCUUCGAUGCGCGCGAUAACCUGUCUGGGUUCGUAGACGGGCGUGCUAUUCGCACGAAGACCGGGUUAGUCUUAGUGAAUUGUAUCGAGGAGUAUUACUUGCGCUAUCCUUUCGUCAGGGAAUUCGUAAUGGACAGGGGAUCGGAGUUUACUUGCCAGGAAGUGCAAGAACUUUUAUCAAGGUCUGACUUUACGAAGACAACCAUGCCAAGAGGAGGAAAGGGGACACGGCCGCCUCAGAGGCCGUUGGGCGCAUCAGGAGGAUAUGAGCGGCAUGGGCCUCGCCAUCGGGAGAGUACUCCGGUCUACAAUGAUGGGGACAUUGAGCUAUUCUUGGACAGUUUCUGGGAGCAUGCGAGGCGUAUGGGUUGGACCGUCGCUCAGGCGAUUGAGGGACUGAGAGGAGCAGGUAGGCCACUGGCUAUGCAGAUCAGGGACAUGGCACGAGAUUGGGAGAGCUGCAGGGCACAUCUGAGAGAGGCCUUUCGACGGCCAGAGCUCCCUCAGCCCAGAGUCGAGAGGCGGCAGAGGAGUCAGAGACCGAGGGACCCUGAGCCCAGGGAGGCGAGACCAUCCCGAGGAGGACGGAAGGCCCUAGCCAGGAGAGAGGAGGAGCCGGAGCAGGAGCUAGAGGUUGAAGAGCAAGGGACAUAUCUUGAGUAUGGGUUGGGACCAGUGGAGUUCCAUCGUUUUACUGAGGGUGGAUUGAGGAGGUCGCCAGCACACCCACGGGAGGAGCCGCCAGUGUCUGAAGGGCCGUUGAGAGAGUUAAAAACGCAUCUGGAUAUCUCUCAGUGGAAAGCGUCGCCUCAGGAUGAGAAGCAUGAAGGGCAAGUAGGGGAGGUGCCACGAGAGGAGGUACCACAGGGGGAGAUACCGCGAGAGGAGGUGUCACAAGAGAAGGUGCUACGGGAAGAGGCCCAGGGUACUCAGCGAGAGAGAGGGUUGGGCGUAGAGGGGAGACGUGCAGGAAAGGAAGUAAUAGAGGUUGGAGAGGACACGCCCCCACAAACGCCAGCAGUGGGUUUGAAACUCGGAGAUGCACCAGGGAGCACCCGGCAGGCAGAGGAGAGGUUGCAGGGAGAGGAGGCCCCACUUCUUUCAUCAGAAAGGGUCCCAUCACCAGAGGGGAGAGCCGGCAGGAGAAGAGAAAGGGCAGCUGUAAGGAGGGAAACUUUGACUUUGAUUGAUAACCACCUAGCAGCUUAUGCCCAGGAGCAUCCAGACCUGGAGGAGCCAGCACCUGCUGAGCCGCGCCAGGAGUCAUGCCAGCCCGAGAAGGAGAUGGAAGCAGAGAUACCAAAGAGGGUCCACCUUCGCACGAAGGAAAGGGCGUCAGUUGGAGAGACGGCUGAAGAAAAGAGGCCACCCAGCGCGCCAGCUAGGGCCGUGGAGAUUCCUGAGAUGUGGAGGGACUUCAAGGAGCAGAGAGGAGAGGAACUUCCAUCGCCAGUUAGAGCCGGGUUUGGAGUGGCCAGGAAGGCGGAAGAGAGGUUAGAUCGUAAAAUCAAGUUCCUGGCCAAGACCACUUUUGACCGGCACUUGUUAUUAGAGGGCGAUCUGGCGGGGAAGAAAAUGAAGGAAGCCAGCCAUGGAGUACGCUUGGAGGCUAUGGAAAUGGAAAUUCAGGAACUCAGGGCCUUGGUGGCCAGCCAGGCAGCUAUCAUCGAGAGUUUGAGGCAGCAAACCCAGGGAAGGGUGGACAGGCCAGAGAGCAGCAGGCAGGGAGAGCAGAGGCAGCCGGGACAAGGAUUGCCAGGACAGCCAUCUGCAGCAGAGCCUCGCCAGGAGCCACCUAUGGGGAGAGCUAUCCUGGAACCAGAGGAGGCGAGAGCCCGGAGACAGGCGGAGAGAGAGGCAUUCGAGUUUAGAGCCCCUWCUGAGCUCGCAACGCUGCCAGURRUGGCGGCAGGCCCAGUCGUACCUUUGGUAGUAGAGGAGGGGCCGCCACCAUCUAGCAGUGAGCCGGCCCAGGGCUCAGCAGAGGGAUCCAUGGGCGUGCUCCUUGAGGUGGUGCAUACUAUGCAGGAAGAGGUGAGUUUGUUUUCGCCUGAGCAGAGGAUAGAGGAGUCUCUAGAGAGAGAGAUGGGGAUUGAGGUAGAGGGUGCUAUCGAGAGCAGGCUCCAGAAAAUGGGCACACCUGAGUAUGGACCAGAGGAGAUUGAGGAGCAKCCCAYGACAGURCCAGGAGAGACACUCKAGAGGAGGCCUCAGAGGUUGGACAUGCCUGAGUACGUCCCAGCGACAGGGGAUUUGAGGAGUAGAUUGGGAUCUUGGGCUACUGGAUCUGAAUCUGGGGGACCGGUUCCUGGGACGGAGCAGCAGGAGGUCGUUAGUACCACRGCUCCUCGACAGGAGCSGCAGGAGGUUGUUAGUACCUUGGUAGGAUCUCCUUCAUCGCCACCUCCUCAGCCCAGGAAGAAGAAAUUCAAGAGAAAAGUAGAUCAGCUAUGUUUUUACUGCAAGAGGGACGUGCAUCUGGCUUUGGACURUCUCGAGUUUCUUGAGGAUAAGGCAGCAGGGAAGGUCUCAGAGGUAGAAGGUAAAAUGUAURAUAAACAGGGUAGCAUAGUAGARAAAUCCGCAGAUGGACUUAGGGCUCAGUUAUAUAGGCAAAACCAGGAGGAAUUGAGGAGGUAGGGUCGGUUUUGUCUAUAUAAGUGAGCGAGCAUUUUUGUGA